AUGGGGAUGGACGAACUAGACCGCGAGAUCGCGGCCGCCGAGCGCGACGCUUCCCCAAACCGCUACCAUGGUCGCGAAAGCCAUGAGAUCGAACGGGUUCUCUCCAACUCCUCUACCUCGACCUCCUCGUCCACGGCAUCCCAGACCGGCGCCCGCCCCGCCUACCGCACCGGCACCGGCAUCAGCCGCAUCUCGACCCAGAAUGACCUCGAACGGCAUCCGACGGCCCUGAGCCGCAUCGCCACCGCCCGCAGCCAGCACUCCAACACCGUCGGCCGCAGCAUCAAGAGCAGGGAGCCGAAGAAGGCCCUGCCCGCCAUGGGCGCCGGCAAGCCCUAUCCACCGCUGCUGCCCGAGCAGGAGGACUACGUCGUCGAGUUUGACGGGCCCAACGACCCCCUGCACGCGCAGAACUGGCCGAUGAAGAAAAAGUUGCUCACAGCCGCAAUGCUUGGCUACACCACCAUGACCGCCGCCUUCACCUCUAGCAUCUUUUCUGCGGCUACGCAGGCCAUUGCGACAGAGUACAACGUCUCAGCCACCGUGGGCACGCUGGGCGUGUCCUUAUAUGUUUUGGGCUUUGCAUUUGGCCCAACGUUGUGGGCGCCCCUCUCCGAGCUUCGUGGCCGUAGGCUGCCCCUCGUCCUCUCAAUGUUCGGAUUUUCCGUUUUUUCUAUCAGCACCGCCGUCGCCAAGGACCUGCAGACGAUCCUGAUCUGCCGCUUCUUUGCCGGCUUCUUUGGCGCGUGUCCAUUGGCUGUCGUCGCCGCUGUCUUCUCCGACAUGUUUGACAACCGCACCCGCGGCAGCGCCAUCACCGUCUUCUCCAUGGCGGUCUUCACCGGCCCGCUCCUGGCCCCCUUCAUUGGCGGAUUCAUCGUAGAGUCGCACCUCGGCUGGCGCUGGACCGAGUACAUCCCCUCGUUCAUGGGUUUCGCUGCCUUCUUCCUCGACCUGUUCUUCCUCGAGGAGACCUACCCGCCAGUCAUCCUAGUUGGCAAGGCCGCCGAGCUGCGCCGCAGGACGAGGAACUGGGGCAUCCACGCUAAACAGGAGGAAAUUGAGAUUGACCUGAAAGAACUCAUCAACAAGAAUUUUUCUCGUCCCAUGCGCCUGCUUUUUGGCGAGCCCAUCGUCACUGCGCUGUCUGUCUACAUGGCCUUCAUCUACGGACUGUUGUACCUGUUCCUGACGGCGUACCCCUUUGUCUUCCGUGGCGUCCACGGUUUCGGCGCUGGCCAGUCGGGACUCACCUUCUUCGGUAUGAUCACUGGUCAGCUUAUUGCUGGUAUCACCGUCUUGCUUCAGCAGCCGUGGUACCUGCGCAAGCUCAAGGCCAACAACGGCGUGCCAAUUCCUGAGUGGCGUCUUCCGAGUGUCAUUGCCGGCGGGGUCUUCUUCGCGGCCGGUAUCUUUUGGUUCGGAUGGUCCGGAUACCGCCAGGACAUCCACUGGAUCGUCCCUACACUCAGCGGUCUAUUCACUGGUUUUGGACUCAUGUCUAUCUUCCUCCAGGCGCUCAACUACCUUGUCGACGCCUAUCUCAUGUUCGCCGCCUCUGCUAUCGCCGGAAACACCUUCCUCCGCUCCCUCUGCGGCGCUGGCUUCCCUUUGUUCGCGAGCUACAUGUUCAAGGGCAUGGGCAUCCAGUGGGCCUCGACGCUGCUUGGCGCCGUCGCCACCCUUCUCAUCCCCAUCCCCGUUGUGUUCUACAUCUGGGGCGCCAAGAUCCGCUCCAAGAGCGCCUACGCCCCAAAUUUCGCCGCCCCGGCCGACGAGCCCGAGAACGACGAGCCGGAGGCCCUUGCCAACGGCCACGCGAGUCACGAGACCGAGAAGCUGUCGUCCGACGCCGCGCUGGAUGCGAGCAGGCCGAGGACCAGCGGCGACAAGGCCAUGAACGCCGUCUAG
Colletotrichum graminicola M1.001 is the source of this 1911-nucleotide messenger RNA. Its product is annotated as major facilitator superfamily transporter. The transcript is spliced from 5 exons. The record is from RefSeq and is a predicted model, not a curated record. The coding region runs from base 1 to 1911 and encodes 636 amino acids. Gene Ontology annotation, biological process: transmembrane transport. Gene Ontology annotation, molecular function: transmembrane transporter activity. NCBI's taxonomy places the organism in Eukaryota, Fungi, Ascomycota, Sordariomycetes, Glomerellales, Glomerellaceae.